Molecule: messenger RNA, 3267 nt
Organism: Closterium sp. NIES-67
Lineage: Eukaryota; Viridiplantae; Streptophyta; Zygnematophyceae; Desmidiales; Closteriaceae
Source: the annotation of a GenBank genome assembly
AAGAAAAUCAUCGCCUACUCUGCUGUCCAGUUCUUCUGAUAAUCCUGGUCAUUAGUCCGUACAUGCUUUCAGUUUCUUCCUGCGAAGAAGCGUACUCCUGACGUGAGGAAGUAUCUGUCAAGAAGCAUAGAGGCUAAGCUCGUUUAUCGGCCAAGAAGCUACUUCGUGGCCCAUUCACGACACGUCCUAAUCGUGGCUGCUUCUCUAGUGUUAUCAGCUGCAGCGCGCUGCAAGCCAGCCGUUUAUCGGACAAGAAGCUACGUCGUGGCCCAUUCAAGACACGUCCUAGUUGUGGCUGCUUCUCUAGUGUAUCAGCUGCAACGCGUUAAGAUCACCCGCGAUUCUUCGUACAGAGGCCGUCACUGCAAGCCAGCCGUAAUACCCAAGGUCUCGUCCGACUGUGACCGACUGAUACGGGCUCUCUGUUCGUCGGCCUCAGCUUUCUCCAUGGCCCCGACGGAGUCAUUCCGAGGCUGCUGCACACUGCCUUGUCGUCUCUUGAGUCGACUCAGAAGUCGUCGGCCUGAGCUUUCUCCAUGCUCCUGAGUCAUUUCAAGGCUGCGCACUGCCAUGGCGUCCCUCGCCAGAAGGCGAUGCCUCUCUGCAUUCCUUCACGCCGCUGAAACCGCCGCGGGAACGCCUAAACGUCCCCCUAGACCUCCCCAGAACCGCCUCCAAGCCGUUAUAAGCAGCUCCGUUAGCGCUUCCUGCUCCUUCAGCGGACGUCCCGAAACUAGUAGUUUCCGUGCCACCACCGGCGGCUGUGUGUUGCUACUCAACCCAGCAUCCGCUCGAGACGCUGCUUGCCCAGUCAGCCCUUUUAGCCAGCACGAGCGAGCCUUUCCCGCCAGCCAUGGACUUCCGAGACGUUUCAAAGGCCACGCCAGUCACGCGUGGCUGUUGCCAGCAUCCCAGUGUUGCCAGCAUCCCAGCAUCCCGCCUAUGGGAGCAAGCUCGUGUCAGCCACCCGAGACAACAAGCUCGUUACAAGCGUCGUUCCUACCUCGCAGAUCAUUCCAACCUUCCAGGUCGCUUUCAGUAGCGGCGCAUUCGCCUGCUGCGUCUGCGUCGGCAGCAGUGGUGACCGGCCUGCCUGGAGCGGCUGAGCUGGGUGUGAAGGCGCUUCAACCCUCCAGGGGUGAAACCGCGGAGGUUGCAGGCGAGGCGGGCAGGUCGAAGCUGGUGGAGGCGUUUCAGAUCCAGGCGGCGUCCGACCCCAUUCGCGGCUUCAUGGUGGCUCUGCGCAAGUCAGAGCUCAGCUUUGAGACCGGCCUGGCGCUCAGGGACCUGCGGGUGGUGAUAUCCGCACUGCAGAACCAGAUUCCCACGAUUCUCAUCCGUCCGCGCGCCAUAGUGGUGAGUCUGGCGCACGUGCGGGCAGUCAUCACCGCGAACCGCGCCUACAUCCUCAACACCUCCUCGCCCCGCGUGCGCCAGCGCCUCAUCCCCAACCUCCUGCGCCGCCUCUCCGCCUCCCAGUCUGCCGCUGCUGCUGCUGCUGCUUGUUCUGGGGGUGAGUCGCCAGGAGAUGGUGAAUGUAAUUCCUGCUCUCCUGAUUCCGCACAUCCCUCCUCUUCCUCGCCCUCGUUUUCGGGCUCGGAUCCGUUCUUCUCGGGUGCGGUGUCGGUGUUUUCCGACUGCGGGGGCGAGCCGGCUGGGAGAGAGGUGGGUGGAUCUGAGGUGGGCCGGGAGCAGAAGGGGUGGCAGCAGCGGGAGCAGCCGCAGCAGCAGGAGCAGAGGCAGGAGUGGAAUGAGCAAGCAAAAGAGGCACGGGGAGGGGACGACAGCAGGUGUUGGGAGAAUGGGAGGGAGGUGAGGGGAGUGUGCGUGAGAGGACACGAGGACGAAGAUGAGGAGGAGGAAGCGAGGACGCAUGGAGAGAGAAGAGAAGGAGGUUUUUUAGAAGAGGAGAGGGAGGAGAGGAGAGAUAGUAGGAGAGACGAACAGAGAGACAACAGGAGGGACGAUAGGAGGGAUGAUGGGGGGGGUGAUUGUAGAGGGGGGGAUUGGGAGCAGGGGUGGCAGGAGGAGGUGUCUGAGAGGAGGAGGGAGGAAUGGAGGGCGAGGAGGCAGAGAGAGGAGGAGAGGAGAAGGAACAAGCGGUGGCUGGAGGACCUCGAGAAGGAAAGCAAGGGAAGGUUCAGUGAGAAUUCCAACGGGGAGGAGGAGGACGCGGAUGGGCACCUGAUUGGGAGUGACGGGCAAUGGGAGCGGCAUGGGGAGGUGUUUGUGGAGCUGACUCUGAAAGGGGGCCUGCCUUUGAAGACGGGCCAAAAGACGCAAGGGGAGGAGCUGGUGGCGGCCGGGGGGGACGGGAGAGAGGGAAAAGGCUACCAAGGCAAUCAAAGUGGCCAAGGCCCAGCGAACAACAACAGCAGCAGUCCCCUCAGCGCAGCAGCGUUGUCCCUCCCUAGGGUCGCGCCGACGCCGUUCGAGUUCCAGGUGCUAGAGGCCCUUUUGGACGAGGUCGGAGUGACCCUGAAGGUCAAGUACGCGUCCAUAUUCCCUGGCGUGUACCAGGGAUUGAGGGCGUUUGCUGGGGGGCGAGUGCCGUACGAGCGGGCAAUGGCGGAGCAGGAGGCGUUUCUGAGAGCCAAGAACGAGCUGCUGCGGCUGGAGAUGAGCGCCAACCAGAUCUGCAACGCCGUUCGCGAAGUGCUUUCUAACGACGAGGACAUGGCAGAGAUGUACCUGUCGCGCAAAGCCUCUCUUCCCCCAGGGUCAGUGAACAGCGUGGAGCACAGCGAGGUGGAGGAGCUGCUGGAGGACUACCUGAGGCGCAUGGAGGAGGUGGUGGGGGAGGCGCAGCAGCUGCUGUCCAUGUCCGACGCCACCUCGGAGUACCUCAGGACUGCACUUGAUAGUGCGCGCAAUCAGCUCAUUGAGCUGGAUGUGUUGGUCAACAUGGCCACAUGCUCCAUGGCUGUUGGGGGCUCCAUUGCUGCCAUUUUUGGCAUGAAUUUGAUAUCCUCUUUGGAAGAAACCUCAUUAGCAUUUCCCAUUGCAGCAGGAAGUGUUCUUUCAGUUUCUGCUCUUGUAUUCCUGGGUCUACGAACAUACGCUAGGCGACGAGGUAUUACCGGUAUGUGAUAGGAAUUCCCUUCGGCUAUGAUAAGUCGGUAUUGUGAAUUGCUUAGGUCCUUCUGAAAGGCAGUGUGCUUCAUUUCAUAUAGGUAAUCAUACAUCUUCUCGUCCAAUAAGAAUGAGUAGGGCGGGUGGCUGGGGAAACUCAAAUGAGUGAACUAGAAAUGAAGAACGUUGGUGAGG